This is a messenger RNA of Penicillium odoratum, 831 nucleotides long. RefSeq names its product Proline iminopeptidase. Gene Ontology annotation, biological process: proteolysis. Gene Ontology annotation, molecular function: aminopeptidase activity. Lineage: Eukaryota; Fungi; Ascomycota; Eurotiomycetes; Eurotiales; Aspergillaceae. The transcript has 2 exons. The coding region runs from base 1 to 831 and encodes 276 amino acids. Gene Ontology annotation, cellular component: cytoplasm. The record is from RefSeq and is a predicted model, not a curated record.
AUGAGCGGAUACCUUCAUUCAGAUCCAUUCGAUAAAGGCACAUUGGCCGUCGGUACUAUUCACCACAUCUACUAUGAACAAUAUGGCAAUCCAGAUGGCAAGCCUGUACUAUUCCUCCACGGUGGACCAGGAGGCCAAACCUCCAAAGCAAACACAGCCUACUUCAACCCAAAAAACUACCGAGUCAUUCUCCUCGACCAGCGCGGCACAGGGAAAUCAACCCCGCAAACCGAACUCCGUGAGAACACAACCCCAGAGCUAGUAACCGACAUCGAAUCCCUCCGCAUCCACCUUAAGAUCCCAAAUUGGUAUCUUCUCUUUGGAGGGUCUUGGGGCUCAACACUAGCCCUCCUUUACUCCCAAGAAUACCCAGACAAAGUCGGCUCUCUUAUUCUCCGCGGUGUCUUCACGACACGCGACGCGGAGGUAAGCUGGAGUCGCGGUACCCUGGGCGCUGCAAAUAUCUUCCCCGAGGCAUGGGAGGCGUUUGUGGGAUUCCUUCCGGUGGAAGAGCAGAGCGAUCCGGUCGCCGCUUAUUAUAAACGGCUUACCGGGGCCGAUGAGGGGGUAAGGAUUGCUGCGGCGAGGGAGUGGAACCGGUGGGAUUUGAGUAUUGGGUCUCUGAGAAUUGAUCCAGAUGGGUUUUUGGGGCUGGAGGAUGUUGCAUGGAGCUUGAAGCAUGCGCUUAUGGAGGCGCAUUAUGCGGUGCAUCAUUUUUGGUUAGAGGAGGGGCAGAUUUUGAGGAGGGAGAACUUGGAGAAGAUUGCCCAUAUUCCUAGUAUGUCUAGUUUUUCGGGUGGCAUCGCGUUAGGAUCUGACUUUGCUUUAUAG